AUGGGAAUGCCGGUGAUGACUGAUGAGGAACAAAGGUUCCUUGAGAAGUCUGUCCUUCCGCUGGAUGCUGCACCCAUCCAUGUGAAGACUACUGGAGGAGGUCCUCGGACCAGUGUGCUGCGCAAUCCGAACAUGGAGAAGCUUCAGAAGGGCUACCUGUUCCCGGAGAUUAGCAUUAAGCAUGAAGCUCACCUGAAGAAGUACCCUGAUGCCAAGGUCAUCAGCUUGGGCAUCGGCGACACAACUGAACCCAUUCCAAGCGUCAUAACAUCAGCUAUGGCCGAGUAUGUACUUGCGUUAUCCACUCCAGAAGGAUACCAGGGUUAUGGACCGGAGCAGGGCCAAAUGAAUCUGCGGAAGGUCAUAGCUGAAAAAGUGUACCCAGCCAUGGGGAUUAAAGAGUCCGAGGUGUUCAUCUCGGACGGAGCGCAGUGUGACAUUGCUCGCCUCCAGACACUGUUCGGGCCCAACGUGACCAUAGCCGUCCAAGAUCCCACCUUCCCGGGCUACGUGGACAACGGCGUGAUCGUGGGGCAGACCGGCAGCGCGGACGAGGCCGGCAAGUACGCCGGCAUCGCGUACAUGCGUUGCGCGCCGGAGAACCACUUCUUCCCGGACCUCUCCCGCGUGCCGCACACCGACGUCAUCUUCUUCUGCUCGCCCAACAACCCGACGGGGCACGCGGCGUCGGCGGCGCAGCUGCGCGAGCUGGUGGACUUCGCGCGCCGCAACGGCUCCAUCAUCGUGUUCGACACGGCGUACGCGUGGUACGUGUCGGAGGCCGGGGACGGGGAGGGCAAGAAGCCGCGGUCCAUCUACGAGGUGCCCGGCGCCCGGGAGGUGGCCAUCGAGAUCUCCUCCUUCUCCAAGUUCGCCGGUUUCACGGGCGUCCGCCUCGGCUGGGCGGUGGUGCCCGACGAGCUGCGCUACGCCGACGGUUCCCCCGUCGCGCGCGACUUCGACCGCAUCGUCUGCACCUGCUUCAACGGCGCGUCCAGCGUCGCGCAGGCCGGCGGACUCGCCUGCCUCUCCACGGAGGAAGGCCGGGACGCCGUGCGCCGCGUGGUGGGCGUCUACAAGGACAACGCGCGGGUGCUGGUGGACACCUUCGCGUCGCUCGGCAAGGAGGUGUACGGCGGCACCGACUCGCCCUACGUCUGGGUGCGCUUCCCGGGCCGCCGCUCCUGGGACGUGUUCGCCGAGAUCCUCGAAAAGACGCACGUCAUCACCGUGCCGGGCAGCGGGUUCGGCCCCGGCGGCGAGGGCUUCAUCCGUGUCAGCGCGUUCAACAGCAGGGACAGGGUGCUGGAAGCUGCAGCUAGGCUCAAGAAGUUCCUGGCCUGA
Messenger RNA from Miscanthus lutarioriparius, 1344 nucleotides. Lineage: Eukaryota; Viridiplantae; Streptophyta; Magnoliopsida; Poales; Poaceae. The record is from the annotation of a GenBank genome assembly.